GUUCUGUUCUCGCAGCGAUCGCGACUGGAUCGUCCCACCGAGCUUUUCCCCAAGGGAUUUCCCAGAGUGAUCUUUAGAAAAAAAGUAUAUUGUUUGCAUAUUUUCGGCUAAAUAAGUGCUUCUCGAGAAGUGAUCAUUGAAUUGAGAAGUUGCGUGUACGGAGAAAACCAGAAAAACACUUUUGUGAAUUGAUGAUUGAAGAAGUGCGAUCAAUCAAGUGAUUCUUAUUCUAACAAACUCCAGUGAAUAAAAACAGCUGCCAGUAUGUCAGGCCAUGACAAUCCCACAUUCCUGGAUGACAACAUGUCCAUCCCGGGCGGCUACAAAUCUACCUACUUCCCGCAGCGCCCGCCGAAGUUCGAGCCCGAGAAUUCACAAACCUGCGAGGAGUCCGCGUCGGACUCCAUGCCGCCGGACAAGGCGGAUCAGGUGCCGCAGCGAGAGACGUGGGGCAAAGGUGUGGAGUUCCUUAUGUCCUGCAUCGCCAUGUCGGUUGGCCUUGGCAAUGUGUGGCGCUUCCCCUUCACGGCGCUCAGCAAUGGCGGCGGAGCCUUCCUCAUUCCCUACUUGAUAGUCCUGCUGCUGGUCGGUAGACCCAUCUAUUACAUGGAGAUGGCCAUCGGGCAGUUCUCCAGCAGGGGAAGCGUUAAGGUCUACGACUUCGCACCGGCAAUGAGAGGUGUUGGUUUUGGACAGUUGGUCGCGAUCAUUUGCGCCGCGACGUACUAUUCAUCCGUGAUGGCCCUGAUUGUGUCCUACCUGGUGGAUUCCUUUAAGAAUCCCCUGCCAUGGUCGAAGUGCAAGGAGAAUUGGAUCAACUGCAUUGAUUCCGAGGGACAAUCAAGUCCAGUGAAUCCGGACACGGGACUCACGACAUCGUCUCAAUUCUAUUUUCUCAAUGAAGUCCUGAAGGAGAAACCACAUAUUGAGGAUGGAAUUGGACUUCCUGAUCUCUAUCUGACCAUGUGUCUGGCAAUUUCAUGGCUUGUGGUCAUGCUGGUGCUCAUCAAGGGUGUCAAGAGUUCCGGGAAGGCUUCGUACUUCCUGGCGCUCUUUCCUUACGUCGUCAUGGGGAUCCUCCUCAUCAGAGCAGCCACUCUUCCCGGAGCCAUGAAUGGCAUCAUCUACUUCAUCACUCCUCAGUGGGAUCAGCUGCUGAAUCCACAGGUUUGGUACGCCGCUGUGACGCAGUGCUUCUUUUCCUUGUCCGUGUGCUUCGGCAACGUGAUCAUGUACGCUUCCUUCAAUAAGUUCGAUCACAACAUUUACCGAGACGCCAACAUCGUCACUACUCUGGACACCUUCACGUCUCUCCUGGCUGGCUUCACAAUCUUCGGCAUUCUUGGCCACUUGGCGCACGAGAUUGGCACUGACGAUGUGUCGACGGUGGUUGUGUCUGGCGCUGGACUCGCCUUCAUCUCCUACCCAGACGCAAUUGCCAAGUUCGACUUCCUACCGCAAAUGUUCUCCGUGCUGUUCUUCUUUAUGCUCUUCGUGCUGGGCAUCGGCAGCAACGUCGCCAUGUCCUCCAACAUUUGCACUGUGAUAAGGGAUGAGUUCCCUAAGAUCAAGAACUGGCAAGUCUCCAUCGCCGUCUCACUCAUCGGCCUAGCGUUGGGCUCCGUCUACGUCACGCCUGGCGGCCAGUUCAUCCUGGAGCUCGUGGACUACUUCGGCGCCUCCAACAUCGUGUACGUGCUAGCGAUUGGGGAGCUCGUGGCGCUGCACUACAUCUACGGCCUGGGCAGGUUUUGUCGCGACAUCGAGUUCAUGAUCGGCAAGCGUCCUGGUAUGUACUGGCGACUCACGUGGGGCUUCAUCACGCCCGCUCUCCUGCUCGCGAUCUUCAUCUACACCCUGGCCAUCUACACUCCGCUCACGUACCGCGGCCAGACCUAUCCGGACGCCGCGUACGCCUGCGGAUGGACGCUGGCGGCCUUCGGGGUGUUCCAGCUGCCCAUCUGGGCGGCCGUGGCUGUGAUAAAACAGGAGGGCAACACGUGGAGGGAGAAGUUUUUGGGUGCGUUCAAGCCCAAUCCCAAUUGGGGCCCGGUUGUGCCCUCAAUUGCCGAGAAGUACCGCAAAUUCAGGGCCACAGAGGACAACAAGGCGCUGUUCGAGAAUGACGGGCUCAUUGCCAAGAUCAAGAGGACACUGUUCGGCUGAUCAUUCAGUUCCUGAAUCUCCUCUCUACGCAUGUAUUUAUCGUUUCCUUUUUACCGCUUUAUUUCUAAGAAAUAAAAUAAGACAUGUCGCCAAACUUCUAUUAACUCGUGAUUGAAUUUUCAGAAGUUUUCUUAUCAAUGUCCUGUCCUUAACAUCCCUUCCUAAGAUCAUAAA
Phlebotomus argentipes is the source of this 2340-nucleotide messenger RNA. RefSeq names its product sodium-dependent nutrient amino acid transporter 1-like. Lineage: Eukaryota; Metazoa; Arthropoda; Insecta; Diptera; Psychodidae. Gene Ontology annotation, molecular function: L-amino acid transmembrane transporter activity. Gene Ontology annotation, biological process: sodium ion transmembrane transport. The record is from RefSeq and is a predicted model, not a curated record. Bases 265 to 2166 code for a protein of 633 amino acids. Gene Ontology annotation, cellular component: membrane. The transcript is spliced from 5 exons.